AUACUCCAGAGCACACGUCACACAACUCCACCGUUUCUCCUCUAGCUGCUCUGGCAUCUGGAAACAACACUGAACCUUCUAUUUCCCAGAUCAGUACCACGGUUCCUUCCCCAGCCAGUACAGAGAAGAAUGGAGGCACCUCUGCGACACCCACUCCCUCUGUUGCUCCUGUGUCCCAGGACGAGGCUGAUGGCAAUGAAGAUCCUAGCAUGGAGGAGGAGGAUCUUCUGGCCCUCAACAGUUCCCCAUCCACAGCCAAAGACACUUUGGACAAUGGUGACUAUGGAGAGCCAGACUAUGACUGGACCACCAACCCCAGGGACGAGGAGCCUGAUGAUAAUAUAAACAUAGAGAUAGACAGAGAGAACAGGCGCUUUAGGGGGUUUGAGGACUCCGUGAAGGUGGUGAAGCUCCAGCCCCCAAACAGAGAAGAUAGCCAUUUCUUUUUCCAUCUCCUUAUUUUUGCUUUCUGUACAGCUGUUGUUUAUGUGACGUAUCACAACAAAAGGAAGAUUUUCCUCCUAGUUCAAAGCAGGAAGUGGCGUGAUGGCUUGUGUUCUAAAACAGUGGAGUACCACCGUCUAGACCAGAACGUGAAUGAGGCCAUGCCUUCUCUGAAGAUCACCAAUGAUUAUAUUUUCUAAAGCACUGUGAUUGGAGUUUGCUUCUUCUGUCAUUUUAUUUGCUUGACUUUUAUAUGAUGUCGUGCAGAAUUCUGCCACAGGCAAGUAGUACUUAUCAAGAGGGGGCGCUCUCUUUUGCCUUGGUGCUUCUGAACUAAAUGUCACAAACAAGGGGUAUAUCAUUUUUUAAUCUUUUCUUUAGAGCUAGAUUCAAUCAGGUAUCUGAAAUGUGAGUUAAACGUUACCGUAUAUUUUUGUGUAGUUAUUAUUUUCCAUUUAUUGUGCCUCUGGCAGCAGUGUUCCUUUGAAAGAUCCCAAACCAGAGCUAAAGUUUCAUGGGGCCCAGCACUGCUGGUUUUCAUCACUUGCUACCAUCCAAAUGCUGUUUUUCUUCUUCUUUAUUCUAUUCUAAUUUUUGAGACAGGAUCUCACUAAAUAACCUAAGCUGGCCUCAAAUAGUUGGUCUUCUUGCUUAGGAUUCUCAAGUGCUGGUACCACAGGUGUGGCCACCCCACCCACUUCCAGAUAACAUAUUUUCAAACACAUUUUGUGUGUGUGUGUGGUACCAAACUUUAAUUUACAAGGAUGUUGUGAUAUAAUGCUUUGCUUUAAAGUAACAUGUUUUCCUCUCUUUCAAAACUGCUUUGAAAGAUGGAUGAUAAGGUGGGCUCAGUCAGUGAGGGCGUUUGCCGCCAAGCCUGACAGCCUGAGUUCAGUCCCCAGGACCUGCAUGGCUGAAGGAAAUAUUGAAUUCUUGCAGGUUGUCCUCUGACCUCCACACGUGUGCCAUGGCAUUUGUGCACCUACACACUCAUGCUUACACACACACACAGUAAAUAAAUGUAAUUAUUUAAAAAAAAAAACAAACUCUUUGGGUGUUUUUAGACACUUAAAACAGUGUAAGAUAAUGUGGCUGCUGCUUUACCAAUCACACGUUAAACUUGUUUGGGAAUUCUUGCAAAAUAGGCUGCAAUUCCUAGUGAACACAGUUGAAAUGUUAGGUAGAUAGCAGUUUUUGGUUUGGAUUACUGAAUGAAGGUUAGGUAGAAACUGGUAGAUUAUUUAACUGAUGAACAACAGUUACUUUUAGUCAGCACUUGAUUUUAGCACAAGUUCCAAGGGUUCAGGUGAUGAGCAGUGUUUAAAACUUAGAUCAGAGUGUUUUCAGUUUGUUUCUUGCUUCACAGUAAAUUUGAAGAGACUUCAGAGGCCAUUAUCACUUAAAUGAUACUGUGUCUCCAUCCUGCAAUUAAAGUGAUAAUCUGAAUAAAGUUUACACACAGAUCUGUGUAACAGUGACAUUCAGACUCCCUGCCAUGUUUUUAUUAUGUUGUCCCCUCCUCCCACAGCAACUGGAAUUAUUUACUGUAUUUCACGUUAGUCUGUUUUUUAGAGUUGGUCAGAAUGUAAAUGUGUGAUUUGAACUGUGGUUGACUACCAAGCUUCAUUACUACCCCCCAGAAGGCAUAGCCUUUUCUGUGUGCUCAGUAAAGCCCAGGCGAGCCAGCAGCCACGAUCCUGGUGCAGACAAGGAAGCAGCACUGCUGUCCUUCCCCUUUGGGGACAGUUGAUUGAAGGAUGGGCAGCAUAGUGAAAUAUACCUGGACUGUUUUAUUGCAGUAGUUUUUUUCAUAUCUGAAAUUGUAUUAUUUAAUAUUUUGAAUAAGAUUUUAAGAAAUAAAUGGUAAAGUUAUAA
Molecule: messenger RNA, 2319 nt
Organism: Cricetulus griseus (Chinese hamster)
Lineage: Eukaryota; Metazoa; Chordata; Mammalia; Rodentia; Cricetidae
Source: RefSeq, a predicted model, not a curated record